GGCGGUGCACGCACACCUGGGCGGGGCGCGGGCCGCGCUGCGUCCGAAGCGGCUCCGACGCCGUCGCUGGGCCCAAGAUGGACCUCCCGGCGCUGCUCCCCGCCCCGACCGCGCGCGGAGGGCAACAUGGCGGUGGCCCCGGCCCGCUCCGCGGAGCCCCAGCGCCGCUCGGCCCGAGCCCCGCGCGCCGCCGCCUGCUAUUGGUGCGGGGCCCCGAAGAUGGCGGGCCCGGGGCGCGGCCCGGGGAGGCCUCCGGGCCGAGCCUGCCGCCCGUCGAGGACGACAGCGACGGCGACUCGUUCUUGGUGCUGCUGGAAGUGCCGCACGGCGCCGCCGCCGCCGAGGCUGCCGGAUCACAGGAGGCCGAGCCUGGCUCCCGUGCCAACCCGGCUAGCCGCCCGGAGCAGGGCCCCAGCGGCCCGGCCGCCGCCCCCGGCCCUGGCGUAGCCCCGGCGGGCGCCGUCACCAUCAGCAGCCAGGAUCUGCUGGUGCGCCUCGACCGCGGCGUUCUCGCGCUGUCUGCGCCGCCCGGCCCCGCAAGCGCGGGCCCCGCCGCGCCCCGUCGCGCGCCCCAGGCCUCCGGCCCCAGCACGCCCAGCUACCGCUGCCCCGAGCCGCAGUGCGCGCUGGCCUUCGCCAAGAAGCACCAGCUCAAGGUGCACCUGCUCACGCACGGCGGCGGUCAGGGCCGGCGGCCCUUCAAGUGCCCGCUGGAGGGCUGCGGUUGGGCCUUCACAACGUCCUACAAGCUCAAGCGGCACCUGCAGUCGCACGACAAGCUGCGGCCCUUCGGCUGUCCGGUGGGCGGCUGUGGCAAGAAGUUCACUACGGUCUAUAACCUCAAGGCGCACAUGAAGGGCCACGAGCAGGAGAGCCUGUUCAAGUGCGAGGUGUGCGCCGAGCGCUUCCCCACGCACGCCAAGCUCAGCUCCCACCAGCGCAGCCACUUCGAGCCCGAGCGCCCUUACAAGUGUGACUUUCCCGGCUGUGAGAAGACAUUUAUCACAGUGAGUGCCCUGUUUUCCCAUAACCGAGCCCACUUCAGGGAACAAGAGCUCUUUUCCUGCUCCUUUCCUGGGUGCAGCAAGCAGUAUGAUAAAGCCUGUCGGCUGAAAAUUCACCUGCGGAGCCAUACAGGUGAAAGACCAUUUAUUUGUGACUCUGACAGUUGUGGCUGGACCUUCACCAGCAUGUCCAAACUUCUAAGGCACAGAAGGAAACAUGAUGAUGACCGGAGGUUUACCUGCCCUGUCGAAGGCUGUGGGAAAUCAUUCACGAGAGCAGAGCAUCUGAAAGGCCACAGCAUAACCCACCUAGGCACAAAGCCAUUCGAGUGUCCUGUGGAAGGAUGUUGCGCAAGGUUCUCCGCUCGUAGCAGUCUGUACAUUCACUCUAAGAAACACGUGCAGGAUGUGGGUGCUCCGAAAAGCCGUUGCCCGGUCUCUACCUGCAACAGACUCUUCACCUCCAAGCACAGCAUGAAGGCGCACAUGGUCAGACAGCACAGCCGGCGCCAAGAUCUCUUACCUCAACUAGAAGCUGCAAGUUCUCUUACUCCCAGCAGUGAACUCAGCAGCCCAGGCCAAAGCGAGCUCACUAACAUGGAUCUUGCCGCGCUCUUCUCUGACACACCUGCUAAUGCUAGUGGUUCUGCAGGUGGGUCGGACGAGGCUCUGAACUCCGGAAUCCUGACUAUUGACGUCACUUCUGUGAGCUCGUCUCUGGGAGGGAACCUCCCUGCUAGUAAUAGCUCCCUAGGGCCAAUGGAACCCCUGGUCCUGGUGGCCCACAGUGAUAUUUCCCCGAGCCUGGACAGCCCUCUGGUUCUCGGGACAGCAGCCACGGUUUUGCAGCAGGGCAGCUUCAGUGUGGAUGACGUGCAGACUGUGAGUACAGGAGCAUUAGGCUGUCUGGUGGCUCUGCCCAUGAAGAACUUGAGUGACGACCCACUGGCUUUGACCUCCAGUAGUAACUUAGCAGCACACAUCACCACACCGACCUCUUCAAGCACCCCCCAAGAAAAUGCCAGUGUCCCGGAACUGCUGGCUCCAAUCAAGGUGGAGCCGGACUCGCCUUCUCGCCCAGGAGCAGCUGGGCAGCAGGAAGGAAGCCAUGGGCUGCCCCAGUCCACGUUGUCCGGCCCAGCAGAGCGGCACGGUGCCCAGGACACAGAGCUCAGUGCAGGCACCGGCAACUUAUAUUUGCUGUGUGGCGUUGGGCUACCUCGCUUCUCUGAGUACAAAUGGUGUGUGGUGAAUGGGUCCCAGGAGAGUGGGGGCUCAGCAAGAACUGAUUACCGAGCCAUUCAACUAGCCAAGGAAAAAAAGCAGAGAGGAGCGGGGAGCAAUGCAGGAGCCUCACAGUCUACUCAGAGAAAAAUAAAAGAAGGCAAAAUGAGUCCUCCCCAUUUCCACGCAAGCCAGAGCAGUUGGUUGUGUGGGAGCCUUGUGGUGCCCAGCGGAGGACGGCCAGGACCAGCUCCAGCUGCUGGGGUGCAGUGCGGGACGCAGGGCAUCCAGGUCCAGCUGGUGCAGGAUGACCUCUCCAGCGAAGGUGUCCUGCCCUCAACCCGCGGCCCAGCCGCCUUCCUCCCCUUCCUCACUGUGGACCUGCCCGUCUACGUCCUCCAGGAGGUGCUCCCCUCAUCUGGAGGCCCUUCUGGACCGGAGGCCACCCAGUUCCCAGGAAGCACUAUCAACCUGCAGGACCUGCAGUGAUGGCAGCCUCGGCCUGGGCAGGCCCAAGGCCGUGGUCUAGGACUCACCUUCCCUGAGAGUCAGAUGACAUGAGCCUGGGGAGACCUCAUUUGGUUUCCAUUCAGAAGAGACCAGCAGAGCCCUUUUGAGACUUUUGGGUACAUUUAUCAAAAAGGUUUUCCUUUUGUUUUACCAGGAACGAGUUCUGCUGUACUCUUUGAAACUGCCUUUGUGAGCAAAGUGCUUUGGCAAGACAAGGGUCUCCCUCAGCAGGGCUGGGUGCACAACAGCCCCUUUCCCCGUGUCCCAUUGAUCUGAGCUGUGUAGCACUUGUUGCAUUACAAAGAAAAAGACUUCUGCAGGAAAUAGGGUAAAGAACAGACUCUCUAGUCAGAUGCAACUUGAUCUGUGGCAAAACCAAGUGGGGUCUUUCAGCUUCAGUGUGUUAGCAUCCCAGCACCUGGGAUGGGGUUUGUGGGAAAGGUGGUUUUGCCACACUGUAGGACCCAGGAGGUCCCAUUGCCACAGUGAAGCCAAAUUCUAGCCCAAGUCUGGCAGAGCAGUUGGGCAGCUAGUUUUUUGGGGAGAAUGAUGUGGUGGGACAGAGGACCUCAGUGGCCUAUUACAGAGCCCUCUUCCCAGACUAAAUUCAUAGCUGAGAGCUUGGGGGUAUAGUAGAGUGAAAAUUUUAAGUAAUUUUCUAAAUUCUGUAUUUGGGUGUUAAUGUCUAAAUGGCAAUUUGAUAAUAGUUUAUAAAGUGAUGUUUUGAAUACCAUAAAUUACGUGUAGGACUGUGA
Messenger RNA from Rhinopithecus roxellana (golden snub-nosed monkey), 3493 nucleotides. RefSeq names its product ZXD family zinc finger C (gene ZXDC). Gene Ontology annotation, molecular function: transcription coregulator activity. The coding region runs from base 78 to 2717 and encodes 879 amino acids. Gene Ontology annotation, cellular component: nucleus. The transcript has 11 exons. Gene Ontology annotation, biological process: regulation of transcription by RNA polymerase II. The record is from RefSeq and is a predicted model, not a curated record. NCBI's taxonomy places the organism in Eukaryota, Metazoa, Chordata, Mammalia, Primates, Cercopithecidae.